Bicyclus anynana (squinting bush brown) is the source of this 5964-nucleotide messenger RNA. Its product is annotated as unc-112-related protein. Gene Ontology annotation, biological process: cell-matrix adhesion; integrin-mediated signaling pathway. Bases 128 to 2281 code for a protein of 717 amino acids. The transcript is spliced from 11 exons. Gene Ontology annotation, molecular function: integrin binding. NCBI's taxonomy places the organism in Eukaryota, Metazoa, Arthropoda, Insecta, Lepidoptera, Nymphalidae. Gene Ontology annotation, cellular component: cell-substrate junction. The record is from RefSeq and is a predicted model, not a curated record.
CCCCCUACACCAGUCGAAUGUCAUCCGUCGUGUGAAGUGGUUGGCUGUCGAAUAUUUGUUUACAUAAAAUCGCGAUGCUCCUUCGGAAGUGACUUUUCAGUGCAAAGUGAACAUAUAAACAUACAAAAUGCUCGCGGACGGUGAAAUAGUUGGUGACGGAUCAUGGAACCUCACGAUCUACGUGACAGACAUGAACGAGAAACGCACUAUGGUUGUAAAGGGAGACAUGCACAUUGGUGGAGUUAUGCUGAAACUGACGGAGAGCUUCGGUAAAGAGUUCAAAAAGGACUGGUCAGACCAUGCGUUGUGGUGGCCGACGCGCAACAAAUGGCUGUCCCGACCCAAGCACACCCUGGACCAGUACGGCGUGCACGCAGAUGCGGCGUUACACUUUACGCCCAUGCAUAAGCCGCUGAGGAUACAGCUGCCCGACCUGAGAUACAUCGACUGCAAGAUCGACUUCUCCAUUGACACGUUCAGCGCGGUCGUGCAGCUGUGCAAAAGUCUUGGUAUAAGACAUCCUGAGGAACUAUCACUAUGUUAUCCUCUCGAGCCGUCACACUUGAAACAGAACUAUCAGAAUCUGAAAGAGGCGAAGAAGCUAAAGUCGACGCAGGCACCGGACACAAAUACCUUCAUAGCGGCCACCAGGGGCUCCUCGAAUAGCUUGGACAGAUCCAUCGCUUGUCCGGCGACACCACCGCCUCCACGCUCCUUGUCUGCUACGCCAGUGGCUUCGGCACAGAACGGCACUCUCAGACGUUAUGGAGGUCACAUUCAAAGCACACAAUCGGAUGGGUCCAGCGACGGUGGUUACUGUGGGACGCCACCUCGAGCUGCGUCUAUGGACGCUCUGGACUCUCUGGCAGAUCUCUCUCUUGCUGAUUCACCCCUGGAGCCUGAUAGCCAGUCGCGGGAAUCGCUCCUUACACCAAAGUCACUCAUGGAGCGCGCGAGAAUGAACGUCGGAUGGCUAGAUUCAUCGUUGUCAAUCAUGGAGCAAUACGUUCGAGAGUGGGACACCCUGCAGUUGCGGUUCAAAUUCUACUCCUUUUUCGACCUGACUCCACGAGCGCAGGACGCUUCCCGGCUCAACCAGAUGUACCAGCAGGCUCGCUGGCAAAUCCUCAACCAGGAAGUGCAUUGUACUGAAGAGGAAAUGCUGUUGUUUGCUGCACUACAGCUUCAAAUAGAGCUGCAAACCCUCGCCGGAGGCGGCGUAGACGCCAACGACGGGUCGGGCGCUGGGUCUGCCACCGCGCCUGAGGACGAGAUAGACGCCGCGCUGAGCGAGCUGCAGGUGCAGCUGGAGGGCGGGCCGCCCGCGCGCGCCGACAUCACGCACGUGCCCGAACUGGCCGGCUACUUGAAGUACCGAGGACGGCAGCGGUUCACCCUGCGCGCGUACAAGCGCGGCUGGGUGUCGUGUCGCGACGGCGUGCUGCGCAUACACAGCUCGCGCGACGCGGCCGCUCGUGGCGACGCGCCCUCCUACGCUGUCGAGCUCCGAGGCGCCGAGGUAACACCAGACGCGCACCCCGCUUCCGGCAGAUACGGCAUCAAGUUGGAGAUACCAUCAGAGGACACCAUGCACGAGAUGUGGCUCAAAUGCGAGAACGAGGAGCAGUACGCGGAGUGGGUGGCGGCGUGCCGGCUGGGGUCGCGCGGACGCUCGCUGGCCGACGCGGCGUUCGGCGCGGAGGCGGCGGCGGUGAAGACGCUGCUGGCGCUGCAGCGGCCGCAGCCCGACGCGGCGCUGCACCAGCACAGCGUGCCGCACCUCGACCACCUGCAGCCCGACAACUACCUCGCGCCGCGCUUCCUCAAGAAACUCAAGAGCAAGUUCACGCAGCGAGUGCUAGAAAGCCACGCGAACGUGAAGGAGCUGCCGCUGCUGGAAGCCAAGCUGCAGUACAUCAAGACGUGGCAGAACCUGCCCGACUACGGGCAGACGCUGUUCGUGGUGCGCUUCAUGGGCCACCGCAAGGACGAGAUCAUUAGCAUCGCCAACAACCGCAUCAUGCGGCUCGACCCCAACACCGGCGACCAUAUCAAGACGUGGAGGUUCAGCACUAUGAAGGCCUGGAACGUAAAUUGGGAGAUAAAACACAUGAUGGUGCAAUUCGAAGAGGGCAACAUAAUAUUCUCCGUCCAGUCCGCGGACUGCAAAGUCGUGCACGAGUUCAUCGGCGGCUACAUAUUCCUGUCCAUGCGCUCCAAGGACGCCAACCAGACGCUCGACGAGGAGCUGUUCCACAAACUGACUGGCGGAUGGACGUAAGACCUGAGACCAUAUUAGUUCUUCAUUGUCAACGCCUAAAAUGUGGUCAAUAGACCUAAGACCAUAAUAAUUCUUCAUUGUCAACGCGUAAAUGAGGUCAAUAGACUUAAGAUCAUAAUAGUUCUUCAUUGUCAACGCCUAAAAUGAGGUCAAUAGACCUAAGACCAUAUAAAUACUUCAUUGUCAACGCAAAAAAUGAGGUCAAUAGACCUCAAGUAAUCAAUUGAGUGCCAAAAGAUAACACUAUAAUUUGUCUACUUAUCAAUGACGAAGGUUGUAAUUUUGACGAAGGUUAGCCGUCCCAAACGAAAGAAAAUUUAUACCGGUACAAAAUCUGGCAUCUCAUACAUCUAUACUUAUACAGCUUGGUACAAACCCCGGUUUCUCAUCUAUCCAUACAUAUAUAAUUACAAUAAUGAAUAUGUAUGUAUGGAGUUUUAAAAGGUAAAGGGAAUCUGUAUGUACUCAUCGCCGCUGCUAUUUAUACCUCUUUCGUUGCGACGGAGGACGAAAGUGAGAGCGAUAUGUAGACAGAAUUAUUUCCUUAUCUUUUGGCACACGUAUUGGGAUUAUAAAAAUCUUAUUUUACUUUUACAAUUUGCGAGGAAUUUAAAUACUAAACCCACUAAUUUCUUGCGCUAUUACCUUUUUAAAGUCUAAAAAAUCCGGGUCUUGUUUUUUAAAAGCCCAAAUGUUUAUUGCAAUGAAAAUGUCUGCGGUUUUGUUAUAUAAAUUAUAUGUAAGAAUUGUUGAAUAUAGUAGGUAAUCCGCUAUUUUGCGGUAGUUCGUAGUCCAUCAUUAUGACUUUGCAAAGUAAUUCAAGUUGUGGGGAUUUCUCAGACUUUUGCGAAUUUCUGCAAAGUUUCAUUGUAAAUGAAGCGAUUACCGACCGAGUGGGGAAAAUAUUUUUCAUGUAUAAAUAAAGUUGACGUGUCAAGGGAAUUGAUAUAUUAUUAUUAUUAUAUGGAUUGUGAAUGCCUUUGUGAAUGUGCCUUGAAGAUUCUGACAUCCAUUUUCCAACUUGCUAGAAUUUUUAUUAACGACUACGCCAAUUAGAAAAUACAACAUUAAAAAAACCUAAAUAGUUUUCAAAUUAUCGAAUGUGUUGCCACAUGCAUAAAUACCAUCUGAAUUGAUUUUUUUAUGAUUGGACCAUCGAUCUCCAUUAAAAAAAUGGAUGCACAAUCAGCGACCAAAAAACGUCCCCACUCAAUGAGUGUCAAACACAACUUCUUAGCACUCAUUCAAGUUGUCGCAUUUGCAAAUUCAACCUUAAACUCGGUACUUAAAGUUGAAUUUACUUUGUAUUUGGGAUUUGAAAUUUUCUAGAUGAUUGUGCGUCCUUUUAUUAUUAUAUAAGAGGUCAAUGGAUUGGACACACUUUAAAAGCAUUAUCGAGGUUUUAUUUGUGAUACUGUAAAAGGAUGUUGUGUUAUAAAAACGAGUAACAAUAAGAAUUUUAACUACAUUGACUCAGGAUAGACUAGAUCUUAGUUUAAGUGCUUCCAUAUUUUAUAUAUUAUACCAUUGCCAAAUAAUAUAUCUUUUCAGAUCUUUGUAUAAUUACGCCUCCAUUUUUUAUAAUAUAAGUUGUAAUUAUAUUCAUAUGAAGCGAAGUUUUUUGACGCAUCUUUGGAAUGUCUUCGAGUUCUAAUACAUACUUAAACAGAGAACUAAAUAACAAAUAGAAGAUGUCUGUGUGUUAUCUGUAGAUGAAAAAAAAACAUACAUACAGCCGAACGUAGAACCUCCUCCUUUUUGGAAGUCGGUUAAAAAGAACAACUUACGUAUGCAUCUGAAAACUUUUUGAAAAAAAAUGCUUUUUACGUCAGUCAAAAGGAACGAAUGACAAAAUCUGAUCUGAGAACUGACUGAAUGUUGAUUCAUAAUUUGUAACUUUAAAAGAAUGAAGUGAUGAAUUGUGAAUGAACGUUCUUUUAUUGGGAAUCGAAUAUUUCAUUUCUUCACAUUUCGCGUAAAAACUUCGCUUCUCGGCACUUUAAUGUUUGUAUUUAAAUGUCAAUUAAAUAAAUUAAUAUUGAUGAGCUUUUGUAUUUUAGGUAAGACAUGAUUUUAGCUAAGCCACUUUUCAGAUAAUUUAAAAAUAGAAUUUACCUUAAAAUUUGUCAAAUGUAUUUUUGUUUUUCAAUUUGAUUAUAAACUGGCGGCCCUUAGACGUUCAAUUAUAUUGCGUCAAUGAUAAUUGUAUACUAUAGAUUGGUUACGUCACUACAAAAUCACUGCAAGUGAUCCGAGUAAUAGGGGCGCUAAGACAGGUAUUAUUUGUUUAAAUAACGUUCGUCGUUGACCACAACUAACAUUGAGUUGACUAUAAAGGAGAUGGUCCAAAAUUGUAUGGAGCCCAGGAUCAGUCGCUGUACCCUGGCGGAAAUAUAUAAAGAUAUUUUUUUAACUAUUUUUGAUUAAUAACUAAUUAUAAUGGCGGAUAGAUGACGUUUUCAAUGCAAUAAUCGAUUUGACGUUUGCUGUCAAUUGUCAUGUCAUAGCUCUAUGGGCGCCAUCUUGAUAACUCAAAAACUUGGGUUUUUAUUUGAUUUAUUUCUUUUUAUUUAGUUAGAUUUAUUCACUUUAAUAAGUUUUAAUAUGAUCCUUGUAUUUUUAAAAUUUAAAUGAUACGAGGUAUAAGAGUGGAUCUGAAUUGGAUCAUCUCCUUUCCUCUUUUGAGCGCCUCAUUUUUCAUACGCUAGUAACACAUCUAGCAGUAUUUAAUUUUGAAGAUUGUGCAAUAAUUGAAGGCAAGUUUCAGCGAGUUAAAUUUUUAUUGCACCAUAUUUUUCCGUGUGGCAAUAUUGUGCAAUAUUUUUAGUCUGUAUUUCGUCUGUAGGAGGAGUAUUGAACACACAAAAACAUUGCAAUUCGUAGUAUGGUGCAAUAAUUGAUCGUGUGGAUUCAAAGUUAUUUUCAAUCAUGUUAUUCAAUAUUAUUGUAGGUCUAAGGUGCCGCCAAUUUGGCAAAUAAGCAAACUUUUUAUGCACACACUAUUUUAUAAUGUAUUAAAAUAGAAUGUAUUUGUACGAUGUAUUUGAACUACGUUUUAGUUCAGUAAGAAUAUAUUAACUGUAAUAACAAAGUGCCAUUAGAUCCAACGCAGUUAUUUUUUUUUUACUACAAUAAUGAAUAUUUCAUAAUUCAAUAUGGUGCUUUAAAAUAAAAUAUAUUAAGGUUAAUAAUAUUGUUGAGUGGCCUUAAUUAUUACAAAAAUAAUAAUAUUAUUUGCUUUUCUGUUUUAGUAUACAUUGUAAAUAACAUUGGUGUUGAGUGGAUGGCAUAUUUUUAGAGAAUUAUUUUUUAUUCUAACUAUAUUAUUAUACAUAUGAACUAGCGGAGCAAUCAAAUUUAUUUAUUGGUAUAUAAAUAUAAAAUAGUACAAAGAUUGUUUUCUGUAUGGAACGCACAAUAAAUGUCGAAAUCAAGGAAUAUAUGCAAUUAUUUUAAAAUAAAAAAAACAUACAAUGCAAAGAAUUAAGUAUAUUUUAUUAAUCGUUGACCGCUAGUCACUAAGUUCGCAUGAAAUGCUAUCGCGUUAAUAUAAGUUAACAAUAUUAAAACGUAAAUUUUACUAUAGAUUUAUUGUACAAAAUGUAUGUACACAAUUAUUAUUAUUAAACAAAUUAGUAUGUUUGUACAUGAAUGUCGAAAUAAAUGUAAAUUAAUAACAACAA